Molecule: messenger RNA, 1665 nt
Organism: Hyaloscypha bicolor E
Lineage: Eukaryota; Fungi; Ascomycota; Leotiomycetes; Helotiales; Hyaloscyphaceae
Product: amino acid transporter-like protein
Exons: 7
Coding region: 1-1665 (554 amino acids)
Biological process (GO): amino acid transmembrane transport
Cellular component (GO): membrane
Molecular function (GO): L-amino acid transmembrane transporter activity
Source: RefSeq, a predicted model, not a curated record
AUGGCCUCUUCUAAAGAAGCACAGGUCGACCAAUCGGACUUGAGAGAGACGAGCUCGGAUGAGGUCAAGUUUGAUGGAUCGCUUGAAUUCGUACAUGAAUAUGGUGGCAACGAUUCGAAGCCUUCCUACCAGGAAGCUUCUGGUGCUCCAGUAGAGAAUAUCUCUCCUCUUGGCCUGCAGGUCACGUGGUUCACAACCAUAUUCUUGAACAUUGGGCAGAUGAUUGGAACCGGUGUCUUCUCAACACCUGCCACAAUCCUCAAAGGGGUUGGCUCUGUGGGCCUCUCUCUCGUAUUCUGGACACUCGGCUUUGUAAUCGCUGGCUCGCAACUUGCGGUUUACGUCGAGCUAGCAAGCUAUUUCCCCAAUCGCUCAGGAGCAGAGGUUGUAUACCUCGAGCAAGCCUACCCUCGGCCUAAAUAUCUACUUCCGACCGCCUUGGUGGUUCAAUCUGUCCUUCUUUCCUUCAGCUCAUCCAAUGCUAUCGUAAUGGCGCAAUAUCUUCAUGCUAUAGGAGGCCAUACCCCGACAGCGUGGCAGCUCAAGGGCCUGGCUGUUGGGUGCAUGACCUUCAUCAUUUUAUUGGUAAUCUUUAGCACCAGGUGGUCUCUGCGAAUCUCAAAUGGAGUCGUAAUCAUCAAAAUCGUAACUCUGCUCUUUAUCAGCAUCACCGGUCUCGUCGUCCUUGGCGGACACACACGAGUCAAGAAUCCUCACGCCAAUUUCAAAGACUCGUUUCUGGCACAACAGGCAACGAACCCCAUCCACACACUCAAGAGAACAGCACCCGCCUCCCUCCUCGUCGCCGCAACCCUCUACCUCCUCUGCAACAUCGCUUACUUCGCCGCCGUCCCCAAGUCCUCCCUCAAAACCUCCAAGCAGCUCGCCGCCUCCCUCUUCUUCGCCUCCGUCUUUGGCUCCAAGAACUCGUCCCGCGCCCUCAACUUCCUCAUCGCCCUCUCCGCAUUCGGGAACAUCAUCUCCGUCAUCAUCAGAUCCUCGCGCGUCAUCCGCGAAUGUGGACGGCAAGGCGUCCUCCCCUACCCGCGAGUCUGGGCAUCCACGAAGCCAUUCGGCACGCCGCUCGCGCCGUACGUCCUAAAAUGGGGUCUCACCGUGCUCAUGAUACUUGCGCCGCCUGCAGGUGACGCUUUCAACUUCAUCGUGGACCUACAGUCCUACCCCUCAAAUGUGUUCUUCUUCGCCACGACAUUCGGACUGCUGCUGAUCAGGAAAAGGCGAAGUAGGCUUGGCAUCGAGGGGACGGAGUUCCGGGUCUGGAAUGUGGCGAUUGCCUUCUCGCUCGCGGUUAACGUCUUCAUUCUAGUGAUGCCGUGGUAUCCGCCGCCCGGGGGGAGAUUUGGUGGCGAUAUGAGCUUUUGGUAUGCGACAUAUUCUGACAGAGGAACCCUCAGAUUGGCAACUUGCGGCAUCUACUACGCCUUCUGGAUCUUCAUCCUGCCUCAUCUUGGUAAAUAUCGUAUCAGGCAAGAAGUGCUGCUUCUAAGCGACGAGACGUCGAAAGCGCAUCGUUUGGUCAAGAUCCCGCUUGAGGAGCUGGAGGUGUGGGAUAGGGAGCAUGAUGUUCUGGGACAGAGGAUAAAUUUGCCUGGACAUCAGUCUAAUGAUGACGGUAACGAGGUAGCGGAGAAGAAGGAGGUGUAA